This is a messenger RNA of Chinchilla lanigera (long-tailed chinchilla), 4411 nucleotides long. It is a transcript of the gene Zmat4, whose product is annotated as zinc finger, matrin-type 4. Gene Ontology annotation, molecular function: nucleic acid binding; zinc ion binding. NCBI's taxonomy places the organism in Eukaryota, Metazoa, Chordata, Mammalia, Rodentia, Chinchillidae. The record is from RefSeq and is a predicted model, not a curated record. The coding region runs from base 306 to 995 and encodes 229 amino acids. The transcript has 7 exons.
UUAUUUCCUUUGAUGGCUUAGAUAAUAGUAGGAGCCAAAGCAAUGAGUGAGGUCGGCAGAGACCAAUGCAGUCCUGCCCGGGGCUGGAGAGCCAAUCGCAGGAGCAGAGGGCGGGGCGUCGGCGCCAGCAGAUAAUUGCUAAGUGCAUCGCUAGCACAGUUGGUCCAAGCUGCUGAAAGGUCUGGUCGCAGAGACAGGAACGCGUAAUCCUCAGCGUGCUCCAGUGCUCCAUCCGGACAGCAUCUUCCCACCUCGGCAGGGCAUCGAGCCUGGGGACCACAGCCCCCGCUCUUCUGACAAGCCUGAUGAAGUCCUCCGAUAUUGAUCAGGAUUUGUUUACAGACAGUUACUGCAAGGUGUGCAGUGCACAACUGAUAUCAGAAUCCCAGCGUGUGGCCCACUAUGAGAGUCGAAAACAUGCAAGCAAAGUCCGACUGUAUUACAUGCUUCACCCCAGGGAUGGGGGGUGUCCUGCCAAGAGGCUGCGGGCAGAAAACGGAAGCGAUGCUGACAUGGUGGAUAAGAACAAGUGCUGCACGCUCUGUAACAUGUCUUUUACCUCAGCGGUGGUGGCUGACUCGCAUUACCAAGGCAAAAUCCACGCCAAAAGGUUAAAACUGUUGCUAGGAGAGAAAACGCCGUUAAAGACCACAGCCACACCCCUGAGCUCACUUAAACCCCCAAGGGUGGAUGCUGCGCCAGUGGUCGAAUCUCCUUAUCAAAGAAGAGACUCUGACAGGUACUGUGGGCUCUGUGCAGCCUGGUUCAAUAACCCGCUGAUGGCCCAGCAGCAUUAUGAUGGCAAGAAACACAAAAAGAAUGCAGCUAGAGUUGCUUUGCUAGAACAACUGGGGACAACGCUGGAUAUGGGGGAACUGAGAGGUCUGCGGCGCACUUACAGAUGUACCAUCUGCAGUGUCUCCCUAAACUCCAUAGAACAGUACCAUGCCCACCUGAAAGGAUCCAAACACCAGACCAACCUAAAGAAUAAGUAGUGAAGACACCAAGGAAGACUAAGAAAAGACGCCAGCAUUUCUCUGCUGUGGAGACUGCUUAUCAACCACCUGAAGAGGAUCCUUUCUUGAACAAUGGACAUUUCUUACAAGGAGUCACAGAUUAACAUAUGACUAAUCUUGAUUUUGUAAAGUGAAUGAUAUUAUUUUUCUUUUUUUAAUUUUGUGGUAAGUUAUGAUAUUUGGGUGGAUUUUUUUUAAAAAAAUCUAUCUUCCUGAUAGCAUAUUUAGCACAUGUUCUAAAUUAUAAUCCUGUAGCAAACAGUUGGAGCAUUAUUCAAACUUACAAAGAAUGGAAAAUGUUAAUUUCCAGUUUAUUCCAGAUUUCUUCAGAGUAUGAUUAUUCUGUUAAAUCUUUGAUAAUUGUGACAUUCAUCGCCUCUGUCCAGGAAUAAACAUUCUUUUGUCAUCCUGUCAAUAUGAACAAAUCCAGAACAAAUCAUUAUUAGUGGAAGAUAUAUCAUGAACAAAUCCUAGUUCUUCACCUUCAGACAUGUGUGCCAGGCUUGCCAUCUAAAUGACAAGAACAAGGAUGAUAAACGAAGGAAGAAUCCUCAUCCUUUCCUUCUGAUCACAUAAAGGACAGUUUCUCAAGAUGAAACCAAGCCCUCUUUGCAAGCUGCCAAAUACUAGCUUAGGAAAAGAAUUAGUUUGCUUGCAUGAUGAUCCUCUUAGUCAAAACGUCUUCACAGGAGUUGACUUUGGUAGAAUCUUUUCUAAAGCCAUCCAGAAGAAUGAUAAACCCCAGAACAAGACGGAAAUAGACAUUUCUUCUGAAGUUGGCCUGGACUGUGGGCCUUAAUUUCAAGUAUUGAUGCUUCAGAACAUGUGAAUAAGUCCUGAAGAAAUGGCAGCCUUGGGUAAGGUGAGGCCUCCUGUUUCUUCUGUUUUUCAUCAGAAUCUUGUUGCUGUAUCCAUCCCUUCCCUUUGGGAAAAGGGCCAUGGAUAGGAUGAUGGAUUGAACACUGUUCCUCUGUGAUAAGGAACAUCUCUGAGUGCAAAUCACAAAGCUUUUAUCUCUAGGUUUAAUUCUUCUCAGCAGUGACCACAAGUGGUGUCCUGCAAGCUGAUUAUAAGAAGGGACAUUGAGCUUCUGUUCAAGAUGCUGCCAGCAGCACUCUGGCUAGGAUCUUGCUGGGCCAGCCCUUUUCACCUUGUGACCGCAGGAAUGGAUCUGGUGACUGGGUUUUCUGGAUGUGAGUUGCUUUCCACAGAGAGCUGAGGUGGUGACACUGAAGUGAGCAGUAAGUCAAUGACAGCUGCACAGUGUUGCUCUAAGAUGCCAGUUCCCUGGGUCUGGAAUGUGGCACUGGCCCACAAGGAGAGGCCGCUCUGGUGCGGUCAGGACUGCCAGCGUGUGUGCCUGCAAUGAGACGUGUCCACACGAGGCCACCCUGUGGGGAGGAAGGAGGGUUUGAUGGGGGAGAAAUCUAUUUUGCUGUUUUAGAAAGAAGCACACACAGAGCUGUAAACCUCUAGUGAGGUUUGUCUUUGAAUGUGUAAAAUAAAGCUUUAUUUGUCAAUUCUGCUGUAAAAUAAGCACUGUCCAAGUUAAGGAAAAACAUCUUUGUUUCUGUUAGUGUUUAGUGACUGAGCUCAUACCCUUAAGUGUUGUGUGUUUAUUUUUUUAAUAACCUAAUACAGAAAAGUUUAUCAACUUGGAUUUCUUUUGCUUUACAAAAGAAAGCCAGGCCAACCCCUUUAUAGAUGAGCUUCAGCUAUAAUAAUCAGAUUAUUUCACAGUUUCUUAUCUGAAUAGCAUUGCUCUUUGGUAACUGGCCAAGGGAAAGUGAAUAUCCUGCAAGAGAUUUUGUUCAGUGGAUUGUUUUUCAGUUUCUUUCUGUAUUUUUGCCUAUGCAGAUGAGGAAAGUAUCAUCGCAGAGAACCAUAAGGACAACAUAUCCAACUCUAUGAAGGAAGGGCUUAUAGAUGUUCUUUAUAUUUGGGAAUUCUUGGGUAGAAAUAUAUCUAUUCAGGAAACUAGCUGUUUGUUUUUCUUUUGUUGUUCACUUUGGUGUGUGUUUAAUUCAGUUCUAUCCCACUUUCUGGUUUCAUUGUGGGUGGAAUGGAGUGUGAUGUAAAGCAGAUGUCUUCAAAUGACCAAUAAACUUUGAUGGUGAGGAAGGGGAUCAGUGUAGACCCGUUCUGUGGUCCAGUCAGUCCUGAGGCUUUCCUAGUACAGAGGCACCUGAUUAGAACAGAAGUGAAUUUGAGUCAAGGGACCUUUUCCUAAAACUCUAAAAUCAGGGGAAUUUAGGGAGACUCUUAUCCAUUUAGAAGAGAGACUCUAUAUAGAUUAUGCAUAGUUAAAGUAUUUUUACUAUUGAACAGUACUUGGAGUAAUGUUAACUAAGCUAACCAAAUACUGUCCAUUUGAAGUUUUGUUCCAAUAAAUGAAAUAAUGAUUCAAAAUUAAUACGUGAGCCUAAUAAAUUUCUUAUAUAGGAGUGAAACUUUUUAUUUUUAAAGGAAAGUUUUUAAGUGACUGGAAUAGUGUGUCUUUGGUUUUGUUCUUGUUUUUGUUGUCCUGGGUAUUGAGCCCAAGGCUUCAUACAUGCUGGGAAGUCCUCUACUAGUGAGCUAUACACCCAGCCCGAGUCUGUCUUCUUAAAGAGAUAAAUCACUCUUAUAGUCCUCGUUAUGCAAUUCAAAUUUACUGUACAAAAGAGUUCCUUCUCUUCAGUGCAGAGAUAAGCUUCAGGCUAGCACCUGUUCUGGUAGCCACAAAUGCCAUGAUAGUGAAACUCAAAUUAAUGAGCUUUCCUUAUGUACAGACUCUACAGCCCAGUGAACUAAUAAAUGUGGUCAUAAAGCAAUCUGCUAAGUAGUGAGGACUACAGUGAUUCCUUCUGCUGAUAAAAGUAGUCAUAAAAUUCAUCUGCUGUGGCUGGACUACAAAGACCAACAGGAUUUUUCAUUUGCCUCUUAGAUAACAUAUAAACAUAAAUUAGAUCUGCAAGAAUUUUCACAUCUUCCUACUGAAGUGGGUACUGUAGGCCAACCAGCUCAAAAGCAAAACACAAAAUGGAAGAUAUAUAAAAAAUGUGAGUACUCCUGUGGGAAGAUUGAGCCUGUGUGCUGAUGAGUGGCUGCCCCAUGUUUUCCAAAGCUGACCUUUUGAGGGAAACAUUUAGAUACGUUAGUGCGAACACAGAGUAUUAGAACCCUAAUAAGACAAUAACCUUCCUAAACUGCCAGGUAAGAAAAUACACUCUCUACAUUCCAUCCACCCUAAAUAUCCAUUGUUUAUGUGAUCAACUUGUCCAAGAAACUGAUCGCUUUUCUUUUGCAACCAGAAGAAGAAGGUCUGAUCAACAUUUUAUUGUGGGGACUGAUGUUUUUUCUUUUUCUGGUUCUUAAAAAUUUUGUUUAUAUUAAAGGCAUGCUGAACUACCUCA